Salmo salar (Atlantic salmon) is the source of this 2240-nucleotide messenger RNA. The record is from RefSeq and is a predicted model, not a curated record. Lineage: Eukaryota; Metazoa; Chordata; Actinopteri; Salmoniformes; Salmonidae.
AAUGAGCCUCUCUGGGGGAGAGAGAGGAGGAGACCACUGCCUCCAAAAUGACUCAAGACACCAGUUCUAAGAGUGUCCAGAAGCCCAGAGCAGAGUCCCCUACAACCAGCCUGCUAUCAAUGACGAGUGAUCAGCCACCUGCUUUCAGCCAGGAAUCAUUACCAGAUGACAAUAAGGAAGUGGAGAGUUUGGACAGUGAGGAUGCAUUAAAGAUCACACACAACCUUCUGGACAGAAGAAGUCAAACUCUGCUGACAGUCCAACAAGACAUUAAGGCUAAACUGAAACACAAGUAUCAACACAUAUCUGAAGGAAUUGGACACCAUGGAAACCAAAGUCUGUUAAAGGACAUCUACACAGAGCUCUACAUCACAGAGGGUGGAAGUGGAGGGCUCAAUAAUGAACAUGAGGUUAGACAGAUAGAGAUGGCAUCCAAGAAACAAACCACACAAGAGACACCAAUCAAAUGCAACGACAUCUUCAAGCCUUUACCUGGACAAGACAAACCUAUCAGAACUGUGCUGACAAAAGGAAUCGCUGGCAUUGGAAAAACAGUCUCUGUGCAGAAGGUCAUCCUUGACUGGGCAGAGGGAAAAGCAAAUCAGGACGUUCAUUUCAUGUUUCCUCUUCCUUUCCGUGAUCUGAACCUGAAAAAGGACCAAUACAGUCUGAUGCAACUUCUUUCCCACUACUUCCCAGAGCUGAAAGAGAUUGACAGCAUUGAAGAUGGUGAAACCAAAACUGUUUUCAUUUUUGAUGGUCUGGAUGAGUGUCGACUUCCUCUAGACUUCAAAAACAAUGAGAAGUGCUGUGAUGUCACGAAGCCAACCUCAGUGGACGUGCUGCUGACAAACCUCCUCGAGGGGAAUCUGCUUCCCUCUGCUCUCGCCUGGAUAACCUCACGGCCUGCAGCAGCCAAUCAGAUCCCUCCUGAGUGUGUUGACCAGGUGACAGAAGUACGAGGGUUCAAUGAUCCACAGAAGGAGGAGUAUUUCAGGAAGAAAAUCACAGUUCAGAAUCUGGCCAAUGAAAUCAUCAAACACAUGAAGACAUCAAGGAGCCUCCACAUCAUGUGCCACAUGCCAGUCUUCUGUUGGAUAUCAGCCACUGUCCUUGAGAUGAUACUGAAAGAGGCAGAGAAGGAUGAAGUCCCCAAAACUCUGACCCAGAUGUACUCACACUUCAUAUUCAUCCAAAUCAUUGUGAAGAACAGGAAGUACAACAAAGCCACAGAGACAAACCCAAAGGAACUGUCUCAGUCAGACAAAGAGAUGAUCCUGAAACUGGCAAAGCUGGCUUUCCAACAGCUGCAGAAGGGCAACCUGAUCUUCUAUGAGGAGGACCUGAGAGAGUGUGGCCUUGAUGUCACAGAGGCAUCAGGGUACUCAGCAUUGUGUACAGAGAUCUUUAAAGAAGAAUCUGGGCUGAACCAAGAGAAGGUCUACAGCUUUGUGCAUCUGAGCAUUCAGGAGUUUCUAGCAGCAGUGCAUGCUAUAGAAUCAUGUCUGGACAAGAAGGAAAAUGUUUUCCCCCCCAAAGCAGUCACUAGUGAUGAUGAUGAUGAUGAUGAUGAGGAGGAGGAGGAGGAGGAGGAGAUUGAUGAUAAGCAGGACGAGGAGGAGGAGAACAAGGAUGAUGAUGAUGAUGAUGAGGAGGAGGAGGAGGAGGAGGAGGAGAUUGAUGAUAAGCAGGACGAGGAGGAGGAGAACAAUGACGAAGAUGAGGAUGAUGAUGACGACAAUGAUGAAGAGGAGUCAUUCCAGUUGUCUGACUUACACAGGAGAGCAGUGGACGAGGCCUUGAAGAGUGAGAAUGGACACCUGGACCUGUUCCUCCGCUUCCUUCUGGGUCUCUCACUGGAGUCCAAUCAGAAUCUGUUACGAGGCCUUCUGACACAGACAGGAUGUACGACAGAGACCAAUGAGAAAACAGUUAAGAGAACAGUUGGGUACCUUUCAGUCAAGAUCAAAAGAGAAUCCACACCAGAAAGGAUCAUCAACUUGUUCCACUGUCUGAAUGAACUUGGUGCCAACUCUCUAGUUGAAGACAUGCAGACCUCCCUGCGAUCAGGAACUCUUUCAGAAACAAAGCUAAAACCUGACCAAUGUUCAGCCUUGGCCUACCUGUUACUGAUGUCAGAGGAGGUGCUGGAGGAGUUUGACCUGAAGCCAUACAACACAUCAGAGGAAGGUUAUCAGAGGUUGCUGCCGGUAGUGAAAACCUGCAAGAGAGCACUGUAA